CAACGCUCAAAACAAAACCUUUCGCUUUAUCUUUUUUUUUUUGUUUUGGAUUUAACAAAAUUAUAACAUACCAUGGACUCAACAGGCAUGGCGUUGGAUUUACUGCAGGCGGUAACGGAAGAGAGCGCCGCAACGAUGGAGUCUUCGACGACGGCCACGACAGUCAAUACGCCAACAACUACAAAACCAUGCACACCCACAAGCAGUUCAAGUUGCUGCCUCCCACCAUCCCAUUAUGUUUCCCAGUUCCGCAUCGGCGGUCAGCCCAUAUUGCCGCCAUUGAUGACAGAGGAAAAGCGACGAGAGAUGCAACUAAUGCGGGAGCAGGCGGUGCAGCUUGAGGCCAAGUAUAAGCAGGCGCGCGCAGUCAGAUCGUUGUCAACGCUCUACAGCACCACCACGAUUGCGCAGGAGCAGCAUCUGGAACAGACAGAAAAAGAACAGCAACAACAAGUAGCAAUAAACAAAAUCAGGACUUUGCAAGAAUUGUGUGCACUAUCAAUGGCCAAGAAGAAGAAGAAUAGCGAUAGCAACAUCACUCCAACGCUUACUCCAAUUCCUAUUCCCGUGAACGUUGCCUCUGGCGAAUCACUGACCGUACGGCACAGUAUGCCACAGCUACAGCAGACAAAGACGUUCAUCUUCGACAGCACACAACUGCCGCCGCCUCCUCCACCGUUAGUACCACGUCGCCGACCCCAGACGCUCGACCUGGAACUCGAAGUGGAGCAAGAGUCGGAUUCAGAAAUGGGUACCAUACCGAUUAUUUGUGUGGAUCCGCCCACGCCACAACAGUCGCAGCAGCUACAGCCUCAGCCACAGCCAUCCCCAGAGCCAGAGCUGCUGGCAUACCAAGACUGCAAAAGAGAGGGACAGAAUGGUCAACCACGGGCUGCGAUCUGCCCUUCGCCCAGCUGCAGUCCAAUGCUAAAUUGUCGCCGCCGUAAAUUAAACACCAUUACAAGCAAGAUUCUACACUUUGAGCGUGCUCUCGACACAGGAAUUCGGCGUACAACGUCCCCAGCACCACCACCAGUGGCGACUGUCGUCUGGCAGGACAGCCGUAUGCAGCGCUCCAGCACUAGUCCGGCCCUAAACGGAGAGUGUGCUGCAGAUGCGGCUCUAAUGUUACGAUCACGAUCCUUCACGUUGGAUGAGCCAUCACAGGCGCUGGUGGAUCACAUGCAGCGUACGGCAGAGGCGGCGGCAGCGACUGACCCGAAAGGCAGAUCCCAGCCAUUAAUGCGCUGCCGCUUUGCUGAUAAAAAAUCUGCACUAACGCCCUCUAAUUCUCCUGGUCGUUCCUUCGUCUCUAUGAGUUAUGCCCACCUUCGUCGCGACACUGUAGAGUCCAAGGCGAAGCGAGUCCAGCGCAACAACUCCAACAGUCGCAUCUGUUCGCGUUCCUCAUCCAGUACUCACACAAGCUUUCGAGGUAGCCCUCAGCGUAGCCGCUCUUCUCCCAACAAUGUGCUGCACUGCACAGCUGCUACGCUCCGCAAUCAACAGCAGCUGGAAGAGCUCUUGGAGAGUGCGCUGCAUGAGAGCUGUAGCACCGACACCCACGAACGUGUUCAGCUGGCACUAGCCAAGCGAAAAAUGUUCCAUGACAUCAAGUGUGCGCAUCGCAAUCGAUUUCAGCAACUGGUCCACUACCAACAUGAAGAGCAGCGUCGCAUGCAGGACGAGUUCGAUCGGCAACAGCAGUUUCUGCUUGACGAGAUCUGCGCGGAAAUAAAUGUAUCCAAUUAUGCGCAUAACGCGCACAACUCUGUGUCAGAAUACACCAGCACCGAUGAUUUGGAGCAGCUACAUGAGACGCUCUCGCAGCUGCAGUGCCGGCGCAGCUCCCCAGAGCUGCCCGAGCGGCGUUUGCUCUCCAACUUACGCAGCUCACAGCCGUCGACGACCCCCCAGAGCAGCAGCUGCUCAGAGGCACCCAUUAGCACACUGCCCAGCAUAAAUAUCACCAUCACAUCGCCAACAGUGUCCUCGCCGGCUAACAGCACGCCAACGACGACGACAGCGACAACAGCAGCGACGCCACAGACGUCACCAUCCAGCCUAAUGGGCCUCGAUAGUUUUUUGGCCACGGAGACGAGCUGUCGUGCCGCUGCCGGGCAGCAGUCCAGCGCUCGCAAGCGCCUCUUCGACUCAACUCCCGAACAGAGUCUGAUUACACAGCCGACAGAUGUGCUUGCCCUGCCCCCACAAAAGGAGUCGACAAUGCAAUCGGACUUAAUAGUUCGUCCAACCGUUCGCAAUUCGCCCACAGUCGGCAACCGGAGUGCACGACAGCGUCAAUCUUCGCCCAAAAAAACCAAUCAACCGUCAGCCGGCAGCGCCCCACAAAAGUCGCCCAUGCGCUCCAAAACUCCGAAAUUAUCGCCCCCGUCCAGCAAGCCACACCAGAAUCGUAAUGCCGUAUCACCCAUGCGUGUGGCGGCUCGCAAUCAGCUGGCGUCCCCAACUCGUGCCCAGUCCCAGCAACGGGCGGCGUCAAACACGCGUCGGAAUGUAUCCCCGAGUCGCCAGAGUCAACGAGGCCGUCAGCUUCAGUUGCUUUAUGCCCAGCUGGAGGAGCCGCAACGACUCGAAUUGGCCGCCACGCAGCUUACAGCCGGAGUCCGUGGGUUCCUUGUGCGUCGUCUCUUCCGGACAGAACAAGUACAGCGAAUUGUCCAGACUAUUCGGGACACACUCAUCUUUGUGCUCAAUCUGCAUCUGGAGACAUGCGGCGACAGCCUGGAGGAGGAGGCACCGGCCAAUAUCAGACUAAAAGCUCGAUUAUUGCAGCAGUUGUGCUCGGCCAGUAGGACUCUACAUCUGGUCUUCUUCCAGACAAGCAUAAAGGAGCGUAUGGAGAUAAUCGCCCGGGAUCGUAAACGUAUCAAGACUAAGAUGCUGGCCAUGCAUGUCAAGCGUCGCCUCUAGGAGGUGUGCCUUUUACUUCUUGCCCCAAGAAAUGCCUGAUUGGAUAAAAUGGAAAUGUAUGAACCCGUCAAAAAAGAAUUGUGCCUUCAGAAGCAUUGACAUUUUAAUUAAAGAGUUUUAUCAAA
Molecule: messenger RNA, 3059 nt
Organism: Scaptodrosophila lebanonensis
Lineage: Eukaryota; Metazoa; Arthropoda; Insecta; Diptera; Drosophilidae
Gene: Cp110
Exons: 5
Coding region: 73-2934 (953 amino acids)
Biological process (GO): centriole replication; centrosome duplication; regulation of cytokinesis
Cellular component (GO): centriole
Molecular function (GO): protein binding
Source: RefSeq, a predicted model, not a curated record